AUGCACGACACUAGUGCUGAGGAUGGUGAUGGUCUGGAGAAUGAGAAUGAGAAUGAUAAUGAUAAUGAGAAUGAGGUUGAGAUGGGUUCUGAGGAUGGUGAUGGUGAGCCAAAUGGUGAGUCUGAGGAUGGUGAUAGUGAGCAGGAUGGUGAUGGUCAUGAUGCUGAGCAGGAUGGAGAGUCUGAGGAUGGAGAUGGAACAGAGGGUGUGUGGUAUCCUGGAGGUCCCUUUGACUUGUCUCUGUUGCCUAAGUUUGGGCAGCACAAAACACAUGACGUUAGGAAGUCAUAUGUGCGAUCUGACUUCAAAUGUAGGGACCCAUUGAAGAUCCAUUAUCAUGGAAAACACUUCUUUCCCGUAAGAUUCUACUCUGACAAUGUGAAGGCACUUGUUGCAGCUGCAGGGUUGUUACACCUUCUGUAUAGUUGUAAUGGCGGCUCAGUUGACCUUAGCAUUGUGACCGCCUUUGUUGAGCGAUGGAUGCCAAAGACGUCCUUAUUUCAUAUGCCGUGGGGCGAGAUGACGAUCACUCUAGAUGACGUCUCAGCUCUAUUGCACAUCCCUGUGGAGGGGUCCUUUUUCUCAUUGGGCAGGCCGACUAAGGAAGAGGUUGCCCCUGUGGUUGUUGAUUUGCUGGGGGUGACAAUUCAGGAGGUUGAGGAUGAGUUUCGGAGGUGUAGAGGUCCUAGUCUUCAUUAUGCUUGGCUUCUAGCUCUUGUGAAGGACUGUGUGAAGGAAGCGAAAUGGACAGAAGCAGCUCGAGCUUACCUCUUACGCUUGGUUGGCAUGACUCUCUUUUGUGAUAAGAGUAACAUGUCUGUAAGUGUUGCCUAUCUUGAGCUUUUCAGGGAUAUUAGCUUGGCUGGUCAGUAUGCAUAG
Molecule: messenger RNA, 879 nt
Organism: Lotus japonicus
Lineage: Eukaryota; Viridiplantae; Streptophyta; Magnoliopsida; Fabales; Fabaceae
Product: protein MAIN-LIKE 1-like
Exons: 1
Coding region: 1-879 (292 amino acids)
Source: RefSeq, a predicted model, not a curated record